Molecule: messenger RNA, 3958 nt
Organism: Pipistrellus kuhlii (Kuhl's pipistrelle)
Lineage: Eukaryota; Metazoa; Chordata; Mammalia; Chiroptera; Vespertilionidae
Gene: DDX52
Product: DExD-box helicase 52
Exons: 15
Coding region: 33-1832 (599 amino acids)
Biological process (GO): maturation of SSU-rRNA
Cellular component (GO): 90S preribosome
Molecular function (GO): nucleic acid binding; ATP binding; RNA helicase activity
Source: RefSeq, a predicted model, not a curated record
CGCUGUGGGGCCGCAGAGCUUUCUGGGUAAAGAUGGACGCGCAUGAUCUCUUCCGCCGGCUCGGGGCUGGGGCCAAGUUCGACGUGAGGCGCUUCUCGGCGGACGCAGCCCGAUUCCAGGUAGGAAAAAGGAAAUAUGACUUUGAUUCUUCGGAGGUGCUGCAGGGACUGGACUUUUUUGGAAACAAGAAGUCUGUCCCAGGUGAAUGUGGAGAAUCAAGAACUAACCAGGAGCUCCAAGAUGAAGCGAAAAAAGAAGAGAGCCUAACUGAAAGGAAGAGGGAGCAGAACAAGAAAAAGAGGAAGAGAAUGGCUUCAGAAAUUACUUCAGAAGAAGAAGGUCCUACCAUACAGUGGAUAUCAUCUGUGGAAGCAAAAAUUGAAGAUAAAAAGGUUAAAAAAGAAAAUAAACUAACUUCAGGAAAGUUGGAGCAUAUCAGAAAAGAAAAGAUAAACUUCUUGCGGAAUAAACACAAAAUUCACAUCCAAGGAACAGAUCUUCCUGACCCAAUUGCUACAUUUCAGCAACUUGAACUAGAAUAUAAAAUCAAUUCUCGACUGCUUCAGAACAUUCUAGACUCAGGUUUCCAGACACCUACACCAAUCCAAAUGCAAGCCAUUCCAGUUAUGCUGCAUGGUCGAGAACUUCUGGCUUCUGCUCCUACUGGUUCUGGAAAGACUUUGGCUUUUAGCAUUCCCAUUUUAAUGCACCUGAAACAACCCACAAAUAAAGGCUUCAGAGCCCUGAUUAUAUCACCAACACGAGAACUUGCCAGCCAGACUCACCGAGAGUUAGUAAAAAUAUCUGAGGGAAUGGGAUUCAGAAUACACAUGAUCCACAAAGCAGCAAUUGCAGCCAAGAAAUUUGGAUCAAAAUCAUCUAAGAAGUUUGAUAUUCUUGUAACUACUCCAAAUCGACUAAUCUAUUUAUUAAAACGAGAUCCUCCAGGAAUAGACUUAACAAGUGUUGAAUGGUUGGUAGUAGACGAAUCAGAUAAACUAUUUGAAGAUGGCAAAACUGGGUUCAGAGACCAGCUGGCUUCUAUUUUCCUGGCUUGCACAUCCCACAAGGUCAGAAGAGCUAUGUUCAGUGCAACUUUUGCAUAUGAUGUUGAGCAGUGGUGCAAACUCAACCUGGACAAUGUCAUUACUGUGUCCAUUGGAGCAAGGAAUUCUGCAGUAGAGACAGUAGAGCAAGAACUUCUCUUUGUUGGAUCUGAAACGGGAAAACUUCUAGCCAUGAGAGAACUUAUUAAAAAGGGUUUCAAUCCACCAGUUCUUGUUUUUGUUCAGUCCAUUGAAAGGGCUAAAGAACUUUUUCAUGAGCUCAUAUAUGAAGGUAUUAAUGUGGAUGUUAUUCAUGCAGACAGAACACAGGAACAGAGAGAUAACACAGUCCAAAGCUUUCGAGCAGGAAAAAUCUGGGUCCUUAUUUGUACAGCCUUGCUAGCCAGAGGGAUUGAUUUUAAAGGUGUGAACUUGGUGAUCAACUAUGACUUUCCAACAAGCUCAGUGGAAUAUAUCCAUAGGAUAGGUCGAACUGGAAGAGCAGGGCAUAAAGGAAAAGCUGUUACAUUUUUCACUGAAGAUGAUAAACCAUUAUUAAGAAGCGUUGCCAAUGUUAUACAGCAGGCCGGAUGUCCUGUUCCAGAUUACAUAAAAGGUUUCCAAAAACUACUAAGCAAACAAAAGAAAAAGAUGAUUAAGAAGCCAUUACAAAGGGAGAGCAUUAGUACAACUCCAAAAUACUUCUUAGAAAAGGCUAAGGAUAAACGGAAAAAGGUCACCGAUCAGAACAGCAAGAAGAAAGUAUCUCUUAAAGACAAAAGCUAAAAAAAAAAAAUUAUUUUUAAAGCUGUAUCAGAAACAUCAUUUUAUGAUCGAAACAUGAAUGUUGUUUACAUGGAAUACUUCGUCUUAAAGUCAUUUGUAGUCAACUACAAGAACAUGGCUCUGGUGAAAAAUGAUCAUGAACUUUCAGUGCAUCAUGUCAAACUUUUAAAUGAUUACACAAUGAAAAUCACAUUCAUUGACAUUUCUGUGGUUUGGCUCCAGAGAGAUACUUCUUGUAGAAGAACAAAAUGCUACAAAUGAAAUACCCAGAUGUGGGGAAUGUGUAAGGACUUUUGCCUUCAAGUGUGAAGGAAGGUGUGAUGUGUCUUGUAGAGAGACAUUUGGAACCAAAUGUUCAAAGUAAAGUCUGGAGAUUGAAUGUCCCUGGUCUCUCUCCCCCCACCUCAGUCUGUUUCUGUUUUUGAAUGGACACAAUAUCUAACAAGAAGAAAGCUACUGCUCUAUAUUUUACUAUUUCUUGAUGGCCUUUUAUGGUGUAAACCACAACAAAAGAUGCCUCUUCUGUGGCUGGUUUUCAAGUUCUCUGGGAUUUUAAAUUCCUUGGUCUAUUAAAUAUUCUUAUAUUUCAUUGGUAAGGUAGCUCAUACUUUACCUGCUUAAUGUUGCAACUACAAAAUAUGGUCAGCCUAUCCCUUUUUAUUUUAAUUUUUUAAGGAAUUUAUUGGAGUGACAUUGGUUAAUAAAAUUAUAUAGGCUUCAGGUGUAUAAUUCUAUAUGUCAUCUCUAUAUUAUAUUGUGUUCACUACCCCAGGUCAGAUUUCCUUCCAUCACCAUUUAUCACCCCUACCCUCUCUUACCUUCCCCUACCCUCUUUCCCUCCGGUAAUCACCAUACUGUUGUCCAGCUUCUCCCUUUCUUAAUUUUUCAUCAUCUAACCAUGCUUUUUCCUAUCUCUUUCCAUUCAAGUUGACUUUUCUUGAAAACUGAUAGUUUUGUCCUGAUAAGGAAGAAUGUUCCUAUUACUUGAUAUACCUAGGGCUGCAUUCUCUUUCAUCUUACCUUUCCUGAGACUUCAUGUCCCUUCAUUCAUUUAGUAAGCAGGUCUCAGUCAAAGGUAAAGAAUUAUGAUUAUACAGUGAUGGAGACUAUUCACCAUUAGUUGAUAGAUUUGUACAGUGGAAUAAAAAAUCACCUUCAGUCUUCUCUAGGCUCUGACCCAGUUUGUGGCCACAUGGCUAAACAUACCAAGAAGGUCGAAAUCAUGGUUAACUACAGGACCCAUUAUAGCACCUCCCUCAAGAAAACGGUGAAGAAAAUUGAAAUCAACCAGCAGGCCAAGUACACUUGCUCCUGUGGCAAAACCGAGAUGAGAUGAACUGUGGAAUCUGGUACAGAUUCUUGCAUGAAAACAGUAGUUUGUGGUACAUGGACCUAUAACCACUUCCGCUGUCACAGUGAAGCGAGGACUGAAGGAGUUGAAAGACCAGUAGAAGCAUUUCCUUUAUUCUUAGCCUUUUACUCUAGAGUCAGUACAGGUAGGUUCCCAACUGGAAUCUUUUAGAAGGACAAAAAUUGUUCAUCUUCAGAAUUUAUGUAAGUGGAGCUCUAUUACUACAAGGUACAAAAAAUACAAGUGUGAUUUUCUUUGUUCUAACAGGUCGAUUCUAUAUUCUAAAGAGGUAUACUGCUGCCACCCAUUUGCCAGCUAUAUGACUUUGAAUAAGUUCAUUAAUUUUUCAGAGCUUCAGUCUUUUCAUUUAUGGAAUUGGGGGUAAUACUAAUUAUGUCUCAAGGUUAGAAGUACCUAACACUGCCAAAUGUUGUAAAUUCACAACCAAUAUUCCUUAAACAUACUUGGUUCAGAAUACAAGGCUUGAUAACAAUCGCCUUCCAGUGUAGUGGUUAGGGAUAAAGUAAAGGGUCAAAUAGUGUGGCAUAUGCUAUGUUAGACAUAAGGGAUCACAGGAGGGCAUCUAAUCCAUACUGGAAUUGUCAUGGAAGGCUGACAUCCUGAGCUAUGUCUUGCAGAUAUAAGGAUCUAUAGGCAAAAGAAAAAGUAUUCAGGCAGAUACCACAUCUGUGACCCCUGAUAUACUUUCAUUUGACUUCCUCUUCAGUAUUUUCUGUGUAACCACCCAUCCUUUAAAAGUUAGUUACAUAAACCU